CCGUUGUUCAUAGAGUUGCGAAGCUAAGCUCCGAAAGUAAAAGUAUCAUUAGAUGUUACCAUAGUGUGUCUCGAUCAUGGUCUUGACCAUCUAUGAUCUUAUUUGUAUUGUAGUGUUUUGGACAAAACAUGAUUUUUCAGAAACUGUAACCAUAAUAUAAACCAAAUCCGGAGACAGAUCAUGUAAUUGGCAGCCUGGCAGGCCAAACCCAGGGCGAAAGGAUAUCUCUUCCUAUCCCUGGCGCGGUCACUCUGCUGUAGCAACCGUGAAGUGGAAUCACAAACAAGACAUAGGCCUGGACCGCUCUUUAAACACACAUGGCCUCUACGCCUGGACGAAGUCGCUGAAUGGGAAUGAAUAUUAACAACUGUGACAGUCUGAAGUUUGGCUCCUAAAUAUGGAUGUUGGUGACGGAACUAAUGAUGUGCAGGCAGAGCUGGACUCAGUGGAGGCAGAGCUGGAGUUGGUGGAACUGCAGAUUACAGAUCUCCUGCAGAAGCAGGCUGAGCUGACUACACGUAAAAAUGCACUGCUGGAGCGGCUGGAGGAAGCCUGUGAUGCCGCACAGCCAUCAUCUUCAUGUUCCUCAAAGUCAUCUGAAGCUGAUACAGUAAUGAGCAAGCAAGAGAUGCAGCUCUAUGAUGGCACAGAUUUUCCAUGGUCCAAAGAAGUGGAGCAGCACCUGAAGGACUCUUUUCAUCUCUCCACGUUCAGACCACUGCAACUGAGAGCCAUCAACCUGACUCUGUCAGGCAGAGAUCUGUUCCUGGUGAUGCCCACAGGAAGGGGUAAAAGCCUCUGCUACCAGCUGCCAGCAGUCUGCUCCAAGGGUUUUACAUUGGUUGUCACUCCCCUGCUGUCCCUGAUGGAGGACCAGAUCAUGUACCUGAAGUCCAUCGAUGUGUCAGCAGUCAUGCUGAAUGCGUCCAGUAGCAAGGCACACGCCAAGUCUGUCAUGGCUGGAAUGACAGAUCUGAAUGCCCCUUUCAAGCUGGUGUACGUGACUCCAGAGAAGAUUGCCAAGAGCAAGCUGCUCAUGUCUCGUUUGGAGAAAGCCUAUAAUGCAAACCUGCUGAGUCGUAUUGCUGUGGAUGAGGUGCACUGUUGCAGCCAGUGGGGACAUGACUUUAGACCAGAUUAUAAACUACUGGGCAUCCUGAAGAGGCAGUUCCCCAAAGUCCCUCUGCUCGGACUCACAGCCACAGCAACCAGCAGCGUCCUCAAGGACUGCGAGAAGAUCCUGUGUGUGCCACAGCCAAUCACACUCUCUGCAUCCUUCAACCGAACCAAUCUCUUUUAUGAGGUUCGUAUUAAAGACUCGAACUAUGGUGCAUCUAUAAGUGACAUUGCCUCUCUGAUCAAGAACAAAUACAAGGAUCAGUCAGGAAUCGUGUAUGUGUUCUCUCAGAAGGAUGCAGAGUCAGUGUCAUCUGAACUCCAGAAGAGCGACAUCCUUGCCUAUCCCUACCACGGUCACAUGGACCCUGAAGAUAAAUCCCGCGUUCACCGCAAAUGGACCUCCAACAAAAUCCAGGUGGUGGUAGCAACAGUGGCGUUUGGCAUGGGCAUUGACAAGCCUGACGUCAGGUUUGUCAUCCACCACACCAUCAGUAAGUCCAUCGAGAACUACUACCAAGAAAGUGGACGCGCAGGUCGAGAUGACAGUCAGGCAGACUGCAUCAUCUACUUUGGCUUCUCUGAUAUCUUCAGGAUCAGCACCAUGGUGGUGAUGGAGAAUGUUGGUCAGCAGAAGCUGCUGCAGAUAGUCGACUACUGCCAGAAUGUUGACAGGUGUCGGCGCUCUCUCAUGGCUGUUCAUUUUGAUGAAGUGUGGGACGAUGAUGGAUGCGACCGGAUGUGUGAUACUUGCCGUCAUUCAAAAGAUUAUACCACAGUGGACAUUACCCAGCAUGCCAAACAGUUGGUGCAAAUCGUGGAGCUGGCAGCAUCAAUGGAGGAGAAGCUGACUCCUCUGAAGUUGGUGGAGGCGUGGAUAGGGAAAGGCCCAGCCAAGCGCAGAAAGAUGAUCCAGACCACCACACUGUCUCGACUGCAGGCAGAAGCUGUUAUUGUGCGGCUGCUGCUGCAGGGAUACCUCAGAGAGGAAUUUAGCUUCACGCCGUACACCACCUACGUCUACGUGAAGCUGGGCCGCAAAGCUCCUCUUCUGAAAAACAAGAUGUGCACACUCCGAAUGAACAUGAGGACAACGGGGACUGGAUCUGCUGUGGACAGUUCAGCCAAUGAGGAGGAUAUUGAUAUGAACUUCGACCCCAUUGUAAUGGACAACAGCUUUCCCACAAAACCCAAACUGAAACUAUUAAAAGAACAGGGGAACCUGUCCAGGAAAAAAGACCUGAAGCCAAUCAGCCAGAUUGACAAGUGGACACAAAGAGCAAACAAACAGCUGACAGAAGGACCUGGAGAGGAGAGUAAAAUGAAGUCCAUCAUGCCUCAACAUAAACUUGAGGUUGAUGUUGAAAUAAACAUUAUAGAUAACGGUGAUGAUCAGAAAACACCAUCACACUCAGUUAAACCUUGUUCCAAACGCAAAUCCACCACCCCUCAGAGACUGAGGAGGAAACCCUGCGCUAACAUAGCAGCAGCAGAUGUUCCCUCUCAAUCCCCAGUUGGUGACACAGCCACUAACACUGUGCCCAGCUCUCCAUCCCAUGUCUCCUUCAUCUCUGGGACUGCAGCUGAAGAGCUUUGUGACCUGAGGAAUUACUACAGCAAACAGCUUAGGAAAAUAAACGACAUUUCACAUGACUACCUUGGGCAACCCUCAGAGCCAGGAGUACUGGCGUGUAUCAGAGAACCUCUGAGGAGCCUCCGUCUGCCCUGCAGGGGGACCAUCGCAGAAACGGCCCGCAACCUGUGGACACGAGUCCGUGGCAGGAGGAAACUGGUUCACCAGUGACAUCACAGUUUGAAGUUCAGUCAGCUGCAGUUAAAUGUAAUAUACAUGUGUAUUAUCAAGAAACAUUACUGUAUUCACAAAGCUUUUAUUUGCUGUCAGUUAAAAAGCCAAUGUGAAUGAUAUCAAAAUGGCACUUUGGAGCCACCUGGGUGUAGAAUCUAAAAUGUUACCAAAGGUGCAUGGUACAUUAAGAUGAAUAGACUGAAAGCAACAAAAAAAAGGAUCGUUUUAUUUUUCUGCAAACAAAAACAUAUGCUAUAAAAUAAUUUGAAAGAUCAGCGGACGACACUUUUAAGUGCCCUUCAUAGGCUUAUAGACAUUCUCCAUAUUUCAUACCUCAGCUGCUGUGUUGCCAAUUGAUGAAUAUCUUCAUGAAGAAAAUAUGAAGGUCUGGACCUUGAAUUAAAGCCGUACUUCUCUUUGUAUCAUCUUUGUUAUAGGAAAAUCUAACUAUUAAUUAACUGAAUGCCAAAAAGUGAAAUGAUUUUGCUUGCGGAUUGAGAUCAAUUUGGGGCAUCUAAAGGAAUUUGUAUGAAUUCACAUACAUGCAGUCAUGUCCAGUGUAAUCAUUGAGAAAUCAACACAUUUCUGAAAGUAAAUGUUUUUUUCCCUUUUGCUACCACAUACAGAUCUGUAAAUUCCAUCUUGAGGAAAAUCACAACCCAAAAGGAAUAAAUGUAACUUAUUUAUU
This is a messenger RNA of Cottoperca gobio, 3611 nucleotides long. Its product is annotated as RecQ helicase-like. NCBI's taxonomy places the organism in Eukaryota, Metazoa, Chordata, Actinopteri, Perciformes, Bovichtidae. Gene Ontology annotation, cellular component: chromosome; cytoplasm. Gene Ontology annotation, molecular function: ATP binding; four-way junction helicase activity; nucleic acid binding. The record is from RefSeq and is a predicted model, not a curated record. Gene Ontology annotation, biological process: double-strand break repair via homologous recombination.